Bombyx mandarina (wild silkworm) is the source of this 6972-nucleotide messenger RNA. It is a transcript of the gene rudimentary, whose product is annotated as carbamoyl-phosphate synthetase 2, aspartate transcarbamylase, and dihydroorotase rudimentary. Gene Ontology annotation, cellular component: carbamoyl-phosphate synthase complex; cytoplasm. NCBI's taxonomy places the organism in Eukaryota, Metazoa, Arthropoda, Insecta, Lepidoptera, Bombycidae. Gene Ontology annotation, molecular function: ATP binding; hydrolase activity, acting on carbon-nitrogen (but not peptide) bonds, in cyclic amides; amino acid binding. The record is from RefSeq and is a predicted model, not a curated record. Gene Ontology annotation, biological process: 'de novo' pyrimidine nucleobase biosynthetic process; L-arginine biosynthetic process; L-glutamine metabolic process.
GUCUCGGUCAAGUUUGUGUGAAAGAGAAAAACUUAUAGUUGUCCUGAGUGCGACUCUUUCGGUUCACAAUUAUUGGGUGGUUAAGGCGCAGUAGUUGAACGCGGCAAACUGCCUGUCGUCGAGAAGACAGCGACAGCGUCGGACCGUUCGCAACCGGCCGAAUUAUAAACCACGUGGCCGGCUUCUAAACCUCAAAAAAAUGGAAAAUGAUGAUUUGAGCUGCGACUUAGGCCCGCUGUGUUGCCUUAUGCUGGAGGAUGGAACUAUACUUCAUGGUAGGAGCUUUGGUGCUCAAGUGCCCGUUGAAGGCGAAGUUGUUUUUCAAACGGGCAUGGUAGGAUAUCCGGAAUCCCUGACAGAUCCGUCGUACCACGCACAACUACUGGUGUUAACUUAUCCUCUCAUUGGAAACUAUGGAGUUCCGGAUGAGAACGACCGAGACGAACACGGUAUUAGCAGGUGGUUUGAAUCCGACCGUAUUUGGGCAGCUGGUUUGAUAGUGGGGGAAGUCAGCAAACGUGCUUAUCAUUGGCGUGCCAAAUGUUCCAUAGGAGCAUGGCUAGCCCAGCAUCGGGUCCCUGGUAUAUGUGACAUUGAUACACGCGCUCUAACUUGCCGUCUCAGAGAAGGUAUAACUCUCGGGAAAAUCAUACAAGGCUUACCGCCGUCUACUCCACUUCCACCGCUCACAGAUCCGAACUUACGAAACUUAGUUGCCGAAGUGUCUAUAAAGCAACCACGAGUUUUUAAUAAAAAUGGAGAGAUAACAAUUUUGGCAAUCGACUGCGGUUCAAAAUACAAUCAAAUUAGAUGUUUUAUCAAAAGGAACGCGAAAAUCGUUCUAGUACCGUGGGACUACAAGCCCAACCCAAAUGAAUACGAUGGCUUGUUCAUAAGCAACGGGCCAGGCGAUCCGGAAAUUUGCAAAAAAGUUGUAGAAAACUUACAAUUUGUUAUGAAAAAUCAAAAUAUUGUAAAACCUAUUUUUGGUAUUUGUCUAGGACAUCAACUAUUAUCUACCGCAGCAGGGUGCAAAACUUACAAGACCAAAUAUGGCAACCGUGGUCAUAACUUGCCGUGUACUCACAGUUCCACUGGCAGAUGUUUCAUGACUUCGCAGAACCAUGGCUACGCCGUCGAUGCCGAUUCUUUGCCUGAAGGAUGGAAAGUUUUGUUCACCAAUGAAAAUGACAAGACUAACGAAGGAAUCAUUCACAAGUCUGCGCCUUAUUUCAGUGUUCAAUUUCAUCCUGAACACACUGCGGGCCCUACGGAUUUAGAGUUUUUGUUUGACAUUUUUGUUGAUGCAGUUAAAAUUAAAAGUUAUAAAAAUAACGUAAAUUGUGUUAUAGAUGAAAUGAUAAAUGAAAAAUUGAAAUUUAUUCCAACAAUUCACGAUAGACCGAAAAAAGUAUUAAUCCUAGGCUCCGGAGGCUUAUCAAUAGGACAAGCCGGAGAGUUCGAUUAUUCAGGUUCGCAAGGCGUGAAGGCUAUGCAAGAAGAAAAAAUUCUAACAGUUCUUAUAAAUCCUAACAUUGCCACUGUACAAACUUCUAAAGGUUUGGCGGAUAAAGUUUACUUUUUACCUAUAACUCCUGAAUAUGUAGAACAAGUCAUAAAAGCAGAAAGACCAACGGGGAUUUUGCUCACUUUUGGCGGACAAACUGCACUAAAUUGCGGAGUGGAACUACAAAAAUCUAAAAUAUUUGAAAAAUAUAAUGUCAGCGUUUUAGGCACACCCAUUCAGUCGAUAGUUGAUACUGAAGAUAGGAAGAUAUUUGCAGAGAAAAUCAAUGCGAUAGGAGAAAAAGUGGCACCAAGUGCAGCAGUAACAUCAGUCGAAGAAGCACUCGAAGCAGCUCUGCAAAUCGGGUAUCCGGUGAUGGCUCGCUCAGCCUUUUCCUUGGGAGGAUUAGGCUCUGGUUUUGCGAACAAUGAAGAUGAACUCAAAACAUUAGCUCACCAAGCUCUUUCACAUUCCGAUCAACUCGUUAUUGACAAAUCUUUGAAGGGGUGGAAAGAAGUUGAAUACGAAGUCGUAAGAGACGCUUAUGAUAACUGCAUAACUGUUUGUAAUAUGGAAAACGUUGACCCAUUAGGUAUACACACUGGAGAAUCUAUAGUAGUAGCGCCAAGUCAAACUUUGUCUAAUAGAGAGUAUUAUAUGCUUCGAAAUACGGCUAUAAAAGUUAUACGACAUUUUGGUAUAGUCGGCGAAUGUAAUAUACAAUACGCUUUAAACCCGAAUUCUGAAGAAUUUUACAUUAUUGAAGUAAAUGCAAGACUUUCGAGGAGCUCAGCAUUAGCCAGUAAAGCAACAGGUUAUCCAUUAGCAUAUGUGGCUGCAAAAUUAGCUCUCGGAAUAUCCUUGCCUGUUAUCAAAAAUUCGGUUACUGGAGUAACCACAGCCUGUUUUGAACCAAGUUUGGACUACUGUGUUGUUAAAAUCCCAAGAUGGGACCUCGCCAAAUUUAACAAAGUGAGUACGAAAAUUGGAAGCUCUAUGAAAAGUGUUGGGGAAGUCAUGUCUAUCGGCAGGACUUUCGAAGAAGCAUUCCAAAAAGCUUUGCGGAUGGUUGACGAGAAUGUAAAUGGUUUUGAUCCGAACAUCAAAAAAGUAAACGAAAAUGAGUUAAAGGAACCAACAGAUAAACGUAUGUUUGUGUUGGCUGCAGCCUUAAAGAACGGAUUUAGUGUUGAAAAGUUGUAUGAGUUGACUAAAAUAGACAAAUGGUUCUUAGAAAAGUUUAAGAACAUUAUUGACUAUUACAAAACUCUUGAAAAAUUAGAUUCUGGAACAAUUACAUCUGACAUUUUAAAGCAAGCUAAAAAAAUGGGAUUCUCUGAUAAACAAAUUGCUUCUGCAAUAAAGAGUACUGAAGUAGCGAUCCGUAAAUUAAGAGAAGAAUUCAAAAUAACACCAUUUGUUAAACAAAUAGAUACAGUUGCUGCGGAGUGGCCAGCUACUACCAACUAUUUGUAUUUAACCUACAAUGGAAGCACACAUGACAUUGAAUUUCCGGGAGAAUUCGUUAUGGUUUUAGGUUCAGGGGUGUAUAGAAUAGGAAGUUCGGUAGAGUUCGAUUGGUGUGCCGUAGGAUGUCUCAGGGAAUUAAGAAAUCAAGGUAAAAAAACAAUAAUGAUAAAUUACAAUCCUGAAACAGUUAGUACUGAUUAUGACAUGAGCGAUCGUCUCUAUUUUGAGGAAAUAUCAUUUGAAGUUGUAAUGGAUAUUUAUGAUAUUGAAAGACCUAGUGGUGUAAUAUUGUCUAUGGGGGGACAGCUACCAAAUAAUAUUGCUAUGGACCUUCAUAGGCAACAAGCAAAAAUAUUAGGUACAUCGCCGGACAUGAUUGAUGGCGCUGAAAACAGGUUUAAAUUUUCGAGAAUGUUAGACCGGAAAGGUAUUAUGCAACCAAGGUGGAAAGAACUUACGGAUUUAGAAUCGGCUAUUGGAUUUUGUGAGGAAGUGGGAUACCCAUGCUUAGUGCGUCCAUCGUACGUUUUAAGCGGUGCUGCAAUGAAUGUGGCUAAUUCUCAUCAAGAGUUAGAAACAUAUUUGAAAUCUGCAAGUCAGUUAAGUAAAGAACAUCCAGUAGUAAUUUCUAAAUUCAUUAUGGAUGCAAAAGAAAUAGACGUAGACGUUGUAGCAGCUGAUGGAAUAAUUUAUUGCAUGGCUGUUUCCGAACAUGUUGAAAACGCCGGUGUGCACUCUGGAGACGCAACCCUAGUAACCCCGCCACAGGAUAUUAACAACGAAACUUUAGAAAAGAUAAAAGAAAUAUCUGGAAUCAUAGCUGAAACUUUAGACGUAACUGGUCCAUUUAAUAUGCAACUGAUAGCAAAAGAUAAUGACCUAAAAGUUAUCGAAUGCAACGUUAGGGUAUCGAGAUCUUUUCCAUUUGUGUCUAAAACAUUAGAUCAUGAUUUUGUGGCAAUGGCCACUAAAAUUAUUCUGGGACUACCAGUUGAACCGGCUAAUGUGAUGGCGGGAUGUGGAAAGGUUGGAGUAAAAGUUCCACAAUUUUCAUUUUCAAGACUGGCCGGUGCAGACGUUACAUUAGGUGUGGAAAUGGCAUCUACUGGAGAAGUUGCAUGUUUUGGAGAAAAUCGAUACGAGGCAUACUUAAAAUCGUUAAUGAGUACAGGCUUCAGGAUUCCAAAAAAAGCUAUUUUAUUGUCUAUAGGAACAUUCAAGCAUAAAAUGGAAUUAUUGCCGAGCGUUCGAUCGUUACAAAAAAUGGGAUAUAAACUUUACGCUAGUAUGGGUACUGGUGAUUUUUAUACAGAGCAUGGAAUCGAGAUAGAGAGUGUCCAGUGGACAUUUGAGCACAUAGGAGAUCCAGAAGAUGAUAGGUUUGACGGCGAACUAAUGCACUUAGCCGAUUUUAUGGCUCGCCGACAAUUAGAUUUGGUGAUCAAUUUACCGAUGCGAGGUGGUGCCCGUCGUGUUUCUUCAUUUACUACGCACGGAUACCGGACCCGGCGGCUCGCUGUUGAUUAUGCAGUACCUCUAGUGACCGAUGUCAAAUGCGCCAAGCUCUUAGUGCAGGCAAUGUCACAAUGUGGCGGUGCUCCUACAAUGAAAACUCAUACUGAUUGUAUGACGUCACGGAAUAUUGUCAAAUUACCCGGCUUCAUUGAUGUACAUGUUCACGUCCGUGAACCCGGUGCAACAUAUAAGGAAGAUUUUGAGACCUGUACCGCAGCCGCAUUGGCUGGUGGUGUAACGAUGAUUUGUGCUAUGCCCAACACUAACCCCUCAAUCGUUGAUCGUACAGCAUUUGAUUACGCUUCAACAUUAGCAAGAGUUAGUGCCCGAUGCGAUUAUGCUUUGUACGUCGGUGCUUCCUCGACAAAUUAUGACACAAUAUGUGAACUGGCUCCGCAAGCUGCAGCUCUAAAGAUGUACUUAAAUGAAACUUUUACAACUCUUCUGUUAGAGGAUAUGACAAUUUGGCAGAAACAUUUCCAAAGUUGGCCCAAAAAAAUGCCUGUUUGUACUCAUGCAGAGCGUGAGAAAACCGCCGCUGUCAUUUUAAUGGCAUCUCUCCUUGAUCGGCCUGUACACAUUUGUCACGUAGCACGAAAAGAAGAAAUAUUAAUUAUCAAAGCCGCAAAAGAAAGAGGUGUUAAAGUUACUUGUGAAGUUUGCCCACAUCACUUAUUUUUGAAUAGUAAUGACAUUGACAAAAUUGGAAAAGGGCGAGCAAAAGUAUGUCCAGUAUUAUGUAGUCCUGAAGACCAAGCAGAACUUUGGCGAAAUAUAAGUAUCAUUGAUGUUUUUGCCACAGACCAUGCACCUCAUACUGUGGAAGAAAAGAAUUCUGAGAAUCCACCACCUGGCUACCCUGGCUUAGAAACAAUAUUGCCUUUGCUACUCAACGCUGUACAUCAAGGUCGUUUGACUAUUGAAGAUCUUAUUAAUAAAUUUCAUCGUAAUCCUCGUAAAAUUUUUAACUUACCAGAACAGCCUAACACAUAUGUUGAAGUUGAUUUGGAUUAUGAAUGGGUAAUUCCAACGUCAAUGGAAUUUUCUAAAUCGAAAUGGACUCCUUUCGCGGGCAUGAAGGUAUGUGGUGCUAUUCAUCGUGUCACAUUAAGAGGUGAAAUAGCAUAUGUCGAAGGUCAAAUUUUGGUUCCUCCAGGAUUCGGUCAAAAUGUUCGCGAAUGGCCAAUGCCUAAAAAACAAACUUUCCAGACGUACUCGAUUGAAAAAGUUGAAAAAGAAAUAAGUCGUCCUAAUUCCGCAUUGGAUAUAAUUACACCUGGGGACCAUCUAAGACAAAGCGAUAUUGACCUAGAUCAAUUGGAGUCUUCAAGAUCAGAAGCUGUUGGAAGACUAAACGUGCAUUUUAAUGAAGUGGCCGGUAUGCGAAACGUAUCCCCUGUUCCACCACAAACAGUUACUAGACAAAGAUGUGAUAGCUCAUCGAAUUACAAUCCACCACAGCCUUCAAUUACACAACGACAACGCAGUGAUUUGUUCGGCAAAAACAUCCUGACUGUAGAUACAUUUAAUAAGGAAACUCUCAACGACAUUUUCAACCUAGCACAAUUCAUGAAGACAAGUGUAAAUAAGGGACGUUAUUUAGAUGACAUCUUACGUGGGAAAGUUAUGGCCUCAAUAUUUUAUGAAGUCAGUACACGUACGAGCUGCAGUUUUGCAGCGGCCAUGCAUAGACUAGGCGGAUCUGUGGUACAUACCGAUGCAACAAGCUCUUCUGCAAAAAAAGGCGAAUCUCUUGAAGAUAGCGUCGCUAUUAUGGCUAGCUAUUCAGAUGUCGUCGUGUUGAGACAUCCUGAACCCGGCGCAGUUUCUCGCGCAUCGAAACUUAGUCGCAAGCCCGUAAUAAAUGCGGGAGACGGUGUUGGUGAACACCCCACGCAGGCAUUGUUAGACGUUUUUACGAUACGAGAAGAAAUCGGUACAGUAAAUGGCCUCACGAUCACAAUGGUUGGCGAUCUUAAAAAUGGACGCACAGUUCAUUCCCUUGCUAGACUUUUAACUCUAUAUCAAGUCCAACUUCAAUACGUAAGUCCGCCGGGACUAGGUAUGCCGAAGCAUAUCACGGAUUAUGUUGCUUCUAAAGGUAUACCUCAGAGAGUAUACGAGCGCUUAGAGGACGUACUAGCUGAUACUCACGUUUUGUACAUGACUAGAAUACAACGAGAAAGAUUCAAAAGCCAAGAAGAUUAUGAAAAGACUCGGGGACUACUGGUUGUGACCCCACAGUUGAUGACCAGGGCUCGUCGUCGUAUGAUAGUGAUGCACCCUCUACCACGUGUCGAUGAAAUUUCAUCAGAAUUUGACUCAGAUCCUCGCGCAGCAUACUUUAGACAGGCCGAAUACGGAAUGUAUGUUCGUAUGGCUCUACUCGCAAUGGUUGCUGGUGUAAAUCCACUUGUGUGAAAUGAUUUCAUUUCAAAAUGUUAUUAUUUGUUCUUGGACAAUAAAUCAAACAUCUAAAA